Molecule: messenger RNA, 895 nt
Organism: Ilex paraguariensis (yerba mate)
Lineage: Eukaryota; Viridiplantae; Streptophyta; Magnoliopsida; Aquifoliales; Aquifoliaceae
Source: the annotation of a GenBank genome assembly
AUGAUGUCAGAGCAUUCAAAGCAUCCACCUGCUCAAUUACUGCCUCGUGAAUUGGCCAAAGUUCCCCUUGCAGAACUCAAUCAUGUUAAACUUCAGAAAAAACCUUCCUUCAGAAAAGGAUUUUGUUAUGGAAAGAAUACAUUCGACAUUUUUGCAUUAGGGAAAAAAGCCAUAUUCUGUGUUACACCAGUUUAUCGUUUUUAUGAAGAUAUUUACAAUGCAUUUCCCGAAGAGCGAUACGUUGGCUUCUAUGAAUUCCUCAAGCCACUUUUACUCAUCAGGGAUCCCAAGUUGAUCGAGUCAGUCUUUGUCAAAGAUUUCAGUUAUUUUAGUGAACACCUGUUGAUGAAGAGAGAAAAUUCUGUUGCAAAGAAUUUGGCAUUCGUGCACUCCAAAGAUUGGAAAUAUGUACGCGGUAAACUGACGACAAAUUUCUCGGCUAACAAAUUGAAAGGGAUGCUUGUUCUGAUGAAUAAAAGCGCUGAUAUUUUGGAUUCUGUCUUGAGCGAAAAUUGUAAAUAUGAAGCGGUAAAAGUCAAAAACAUCUUCGCAAGGUAUACAGUGGAUAUGAUAACCAGCUGUUUUUUUGGAUUAAACUCCGACGCUCUAACCAAGCCGGAAUCACAAGUACUGAGAUUCUGUCAAAGUAUAUUGAAGCCUUCUAUGGCUAGUGUAUGGUUGCAUUUCCUCAGAAAUAUUUUACCAGAUUUCCAUUACUGGGUCAUAACGCAUCUGCCAACUUCGAAGGAUGCUCAGUCGGUCGAUGACAUGAUUACGAAGAAUGAUGAAAUGCGCAAAUCGGGAUCAGCUCAUUCCAAAAAUUUAUUGCAAAUGAUGCUCGAUUUGAGAGAUCUGAAUCGACAAAAGACACUGACAGAGGAAAAUGUCAAUGAUG